Messenger RNA from Helianthus annuus (common sunflower), 3555 nucleotides. Its product is annotated as protein FAR1-RELATED SEQUENCE 2-like. The coding region runs from base 1 to 3489 and encodes 1162 amino acids. Gene Ontology annotation, molecular function: nucleic acid binding; zinc ion binding. The record is from RefSeq and is a predicted model, not a curated record. The transcript has 11 exons. NCBI's taxonomy places the organism in Eukaryota, Viridiplantae, Streptophyta, Magnoliopsida, Asterales, Asteraceae. Gene Ontology annotation, biological process: regulation of DNA-templated transcription.
AUGACACCUCCGAAGGGUGUGACCCAUUGGAAGAUGAAGUUCUUCUAUGUUAAAGCCUGUGCGGUAUAUGCCAAUAUGACUUUCCAGGAUGUCAAUAUUGGUGUUACUGAUGAGGACAUUCCCGUGGCCACCACGAAGACUGUGGAUUGUAAUAUGCAUGCAUGUGUUGUAUCAGUGGAUGCGGUUGGCUUGUGGAGGAUGUUUGAGCCCGAUUUCAAGGGCCAAGUUGAUCUGAUUCCGGUUGAGUUACGGGAAGGUUUCAAUUUAGAAAUUGUUGGUAACUUCCGUGUACCCAAACGUGAUGUGGUGCAGGCACCCGUGCCAGAAGGCGCAAAAGCUAUUCUUGCGGACUUGGGGAAGUUUGAAAAGCGCAUCCCCAAGAGGCACGCAGAGAAGAAGCAGGUGAAGAAAACCACGCGGGGUCGUGGUAAGGGGAGGGCUGAAGGCUCAACUGUCCCUCCUUCGGUGUCUCAGGCCGCAGAAUCCCAAGAUGCAGGUUUUUCCUUUUUUGAUUUUCCUUCGUCUCACGUGCAUACCGCUGCUGCGGACGCGGGGGUGCCGAAGGAACCUGUGAUGCCCAAGGAGCCUGCGGCACCUUUUGUUGGGCCGGUUCGCGAUCCCACCGUGCAGGUGGGGAAGACGGUGGAGAAGACUGCUUCCCAGAUUUUUGAUACUGUGGAUUCCUCUAACAACCUGAUCAGCCCAACUGAUGGCGAUGGGUUGGACUUUAGGUUUUCGGAUGCUGGGAAGCAGAAGUCGGAUGCUGAGCCGCAGAAAUCUCCAACUGAAGCGGGGGCCCGUGCUGCAAAGGCCCUUGAGGAGGCCAAAGAGAGGGAGAGUCGCUCUGCUAAGGCUCUUGAAGCGGCGAAUGCCGAGCAGGCCCGUUUGAAGCAGGUUGUUAACAGCCUUCAGGCUGAAGUUCAGACCCGGGAGCUCGCGGUUACAGACCUCACAGCCCUCGUGACUGCAGCGGAAGAACGAGCUAAUGCUGCUGUUGAGGCCAGAGAUGCUCUGACCUUUUCGUUUAACCAACUGGAGGCUGACCGUGAAUGGAUGUGGAGUCACGGUAUCGCGUGUAUUCUGUUACUUCUUUUCUUAGUUCAUCACUCUCAUAACAUAAUUGAAGGUUCUGUAACCCUAAAUCACCGUCGAUUGCAAAUUCAUCUCUUUUCAAACAUUAAUCUUGUAUCGUUCGUCAAUUCGAUAACUUCAAUGUCUUCUUCAAACUCUGCUGAUAACAUUUCCAAGUGGGAGGAACGUGUAUGCAUAAACAGUGGAAGAAAGUUUUUCAAACCUAAAGUCAGUGGAUCCAUUACACCUGCUGUUGGAAUGUUUUUUAAGUCAUUUGAUGAGGCUUUUGCGUUUUAUCAGAGAUAUGCACUUGCUGCAGGUUUUUCUGCAAGAAAAAAUACCUCUUGGACAAAUGGUGAUGGUUUAGUGAAAAUAAGAUAUAUUGUCUGUUCAAAAGAAGGAUUUCAUGUUAGCAAAGAAAUAGAUUCUGGUUCAGUUGAGAAUAGUAAAAAGAUUGUUAGACGUAAUAGAGGUUCAAAAAGAGUUGGAUGCAAUGCUCAUGUGAAAUUAAUAUUAGAGAACAAUAAUAUGUAUAAAAUCUACUACUUUGAAGAAGAACAUAAUCAUAUCUUUGUGGAAGAUGAAGAUAUUCAUUUCUUGCCGGCUGCACGAAGUAUCGAUUAUGUGAAAGAAAGUUUUAUAUCUGGAUUGUCAGCAAUCAAUAUUGGACCUGUUAAAGCAUUCAAUAUUAUGAAAACAAUGUAUGGUGGUUUUGGUGAAGUUGGUGCUAGUAAAGUUGAUUGUAAGAAUUAUAGAAGGGAUUUGAAUCUUUAUAUCGGAGAGUAUGAUGCAGAAAUGGUAGUUAGGCGUCUUAUUAGGAAGAAAGAAUGCUGUCCGGGUUUCACAUGUGAUUAUGUUAUUGGUGAAGAUAGAAGAUUGAAAGGGCUUUUCUGGGCUGAUGAGCAAUCAAAAAAAAAUUAUACAGUUUUUGGUGACAUAUUUGGUUUUGAUGCUACUUAUAAAUCAAACAAGUAUGAUUUGGUUUUUGUUCCAUUUACUGGUAUUGAUAAUCAUUAUAGGAAUGUCACAUUUGGUGGUGCAUUACUUGGUUCGGAGACUGCAGAUUCUUAUAGAUGGCUUUUAAGGUGUUUUGUUAAUGCUUUUGGAAGUGAGCCUAAAGUUGUUGUUACUGAUCAAGAUGCUGCAAUGAAGAGAGCUAUUAAGGAUGUACUUUCAAGAAGUAGGCAUAGGUUAUGUAUGUGGCACAUAUGGGAGAAAUUGAAGACAAAGGUUGGUCCUGUUUUGUCUGCAAACACUGAUUUUAAUACAAGAAUGACUCAUGUUGUUUGGAAUGAUACUAUUAGUCCAGAAGAUUUUGAAACUGAGUGGCAUUCAAUAAUGUCUACUUUUGGAUUGGAAAAUCAUGAGUGGUUAAAAGAUAUGUACGAUCUUCGAUUUGACUGGAUUCCUGCUUAUUACCAUGGAGAGGAUUUGGCUGGUCUUAUGCGUACUACUUCGAGAUGUGAAAGCGAGAAUUACUUCUUUGGUCAGAUUUGCAAUCCAAGAUGUACACUUGUUGAAUUUUUCACUCAUUUUGAGACUGCAAUGGAUAUUCAAAGGCAUGAGCAUAGGAGGAAUGAUCAUGAUACAAGGUAUAUUGAGUCUAAGCCCUGGAGUGACUUUGUAUUGGAGAAACAAGCAUCAGAAAUAUACACCAAAACAAUUUUUAAGGAUAUUCAGAUUGAAAUUGAUGCUGCCAUUACAAAGUGUAUGUCAAAGUCUCUUGAUAUUGUGGGUGAUGUUCAAUAUUUUGAAAUAAAGGAUUUCAGACAGCCAUGCACAUCUUUUUUGAAGGUGCAAUACAGCAAACAAGAAGAUGGAUUAACAAUAAGUUGUUCUUGCAAACGGUUUGAACAAUUUGGUAUAUUAUGCCGGCAUAUAUUUUACGUUUUACGGUAUGAUGAUAUAAAUGAGUUUCCUAGAAGAUAUGUUCAUAGAAGAUGGAUGAGAGAUGUUGUUUCUGUUGGAUCAAAUCAUUCAAAUAUUCGGUUUGAUGAAAUUGGUAGGAAUAGUGAAAUUGAUAAAGUUUAUAGAGAAAUCGUUGUUGCAAAUGAGUAUGUGGUUAAUAGGCUGGUUGGCGAUAUAGAUGAGUUGUGUCGUUACAGGGAUCAUAUUAAAAGUUAUAUUGAUAAAGCGGAUGAGGUUAUGGUUGCUGCGCCGCCUCCUAGUCGCAAAGAAAGAUUUGCUGAAAUUGGAGGGAACAUAGAAAAAUCAGAUUCUAUUAUUCGUGUGCCGAUCAAAACAAGGACCAAAGGAUGCGGUGUACAAAAAAGGAUCAAGUCAAAUCGUGAGAUUGCAAUUCAGAAAUCAUCAAAGAUCCAGAAAUCGUGCCGUGUAUGUGGUGAAAAAGGACAUAACAGUCGCACAUGUAAAGAUAAGGUUUCUUCUAAUGCUAUAGGUUCUAGCAAUGCAAUGUAAUUAUGUAUAGAAAUUCUGACAAAAUCAGAUAUCAAUAAGUAAAAAAAAAUUUGUCAUUGCGUUUUA